AGACAGCCAUAAUUAAACGCACUCACCUUAUCGAUUUACUGCGCUGUUCCGCGAGAUACAAUGACAACCAUAGAGUAGUACGCUAAGACUGACGUUUCGUAUUAUUUUUUUGCCUUUAAAGUUAUUUGAAAGAUCACGGGACUAAACUUCAGUACGAUUUUGUAAUUCUAAUUCGAAAUUAAUAUCAUCCCGAAAUUUUCCUCACGAAGAAACAUCACGAAUCCGUAUCUGAUUAGUGUUUAAGUGCUUGUCGGUCACAACAAUGAACAAUGUGCGUUUCGAAAAGAUAAUUUCUCUUGGAAAUUGAUUUCAAAGCAAUUUUUGGUGGAUUUUGUUUUUGCAAAUUUUGGUCCCGAAAAUAAUGCGAAAUCGUGUGAUCAUCAUCAUCGCGUCUAGGCAUAACAUUUUAACCUAAUUAACUGGAUAACGAAAAAUAAGACAAAAUCAGCAAAAUGCAAUCGAUUUGUUGGACAACUCGACUUUUGUCUAGGGCGUUGCGUAGUGGUUUUUCGACUUUAAUUGAACCAAAUUCAAAACAGAAGCCUCACUUUGUUUCGGUAGCAUGUGGCUUCCCGAAAGACUUUCUACGUUCCAAAUACAAAUUGGGAAAGUUCGGUGACGAUGCUUGGUUCACAACAGAAGUCAGUGGUGCGGAUGUUAUUGGUGUCGCAGAUGGCGUAGGUGGUUGGCGUAGCUAUGGCAUCGAUCCCGGAGAAUUUUCAUCAUUUCUAAUGAAAACAUGUGAACGUCUAGUCCAAAGUGCUAAUUUUUGUCCAAAACAACCAGUUACUUUAUUAGCGUACAGUUAUUGUGAAUUACUGGAACAGAAAAAACCAAUUUUAGGAAGCAGCACGGCCUGUGUACUAAUAUUAAAUCGUGAAAACAGUACAGUGUACACAGCCAACAUUGGCGACAGUGGUUUCAUGGUUGUGCGGAAGGGAGAAAUUGUGCAUCGUUCGGAAGAACAGCAGCACUACUUUAAUACACCAUUUCAGCUAUCGGUACCUCCACCGGGCCAUGGAGGUAACGUCCUCAGCGAUAGUCCUGAAUCAGCCGAUACACUUAGCUUUCCAGUGAAAGAUGGCGAUGUGAUCUUGGUGGCAACAGACGGAGUAUUCGAUAAUGUGCCGACCAAUUUAUUAUUAGACACUUUGAAAGAGUGCGAGGGUGAACGAGAUGCUGUAAAAUUGCAAAUGACAGCAAAUGCUAUUGCUUUAAUGGCCAGAUCGUUGUCGUUCGAUAGUGAAUUUAUGUCUCCGUUUUCGGUAAAUGCUCGAAGAAAUAACAUACAUGCUACUGGUGGAAAACCAGACGAUAUAACUGUGGUACUCGCAACCGUUGCAAUUUAGAAAAAAAAUUAAAUUACACCGCUAAGAAUUGAAAUAUGAAAAUUAAUUUGAAAUUAAGUACGUUUUGCAUAGAGAAACGAGGAAAAACAUUGGGGGGAGGGGGUUAAAAAAAUGAAAAAAAAUUAAUUUAAUCGAAGAUAUUUUGUACCAAUUGAAACAAUAACAUCCAAUGCAUACUCAUAUUAUGAAAAAAAUAUGAUUGCAUGUGGUGUAAUCGCUCAUAAUCAAUUUUUGAUUUAUUUAAGCGGCUUUAAAAAAAUCUGAUUUUUAGCUGUAAGCCAUUUUGCUUCAUUGGUUUACCGAAAUUUCUUCUUUCCGAAUCGAACCGAUUUUUUCGCGUGCUGUAUGGAUUGUGUUGUUUAAGAUUGGUAUUAUUGUUUGCUAGAAUUUCCUCACAACGAAAUCAUUUCGACAACAUAUAGAAUCACGUAUCACUGCUAAGUGUCAAUAAAAUCUGUUUAGACUGUUUACUUAGUUGCCAUAAUAGGACAAAAACAUUUCGCAACUCUGAAUUGGGUCCUUCAGAUGGGCAAUUGAUGGUAUAGUCAACGGUCAUACCAUUCUCAUUUUGUGCUAUUUAUUCUCAUCAAAUUGAUUCAUCCGAUCGAACCUUAUGUGUCGAUUUAUUACCAAAAAAUUUACAUGAUUAAGAGCAGAGAACGGUGUUGGUAUGCUGACUCGAUCUUACUCAUGUAAUUUUGUGAUUUUUAUAGUGAAAUAUUAUCGAAUUCAUUGAUUCGCCCGGGAAACUUGUGAAAAUUCCAUCUUCUAACAUUGAAAUGGUUUUUCAUUAUUGAACUGGGUAUGUGACUUCAAUUGUGACUCAAUUCAUCGAUGCUUAAUAUUCGUGUUAGUUCUGACUCUAAGCCAAUUUUUGUAAUUAUGAUAACAAAAUUCAUUUUAUUUUUCUCUCGGUUAUUAUAAGGGAAUUAGGUUAUUGAUUUAUCGCAUAGGCAAAAUUGCAUAAUAGUCGAUCAGUUGAAGAAUCCUCACGGCCUCAAGUAGGUAGUACUGUUUAUAGAAUGUAAAUUCCGUUGCAGAGCCUACGUUCGAACAGUCCAUUCACUGCAUUUAAAGAUAGUCUUUGGCGAAAUGUGUAACAAUUUCGGCAAGUAAAAACACAAAAAUUUC
Bradysia coprophila is the source of this 2480-nucleotide messenger RNA. Its product is annotated as protein phosphatase PTC7 homolog. The record is from RefSeq and is a predicted model, not a curated record. Gene Ontology annotation, molecular function: protein serine/threonine phosphatase activity. Gene Ontology annotation, cellular component: mitochondrion. Gene Ontology annotation, biological process: protein dephosphorylation. NCBI's taxonomy places the organism in Eukaryota, Metazoa, Arthropoda, Insecta, Diptera, Sciaridae.